Helianthus annuus (common sunflower) is the source of this 1225-nucleotide messenger RNA. Its product is annotated as hyoscyamine 6-dioxygenase. Bases 25 to 1038 code for a protein of 337 amino acids. The transcript has 4 exons. Lineage: Eukaryota; Viridiplantae; Streptophyta; Magnoliopsida; Asterales; Asteraceae. The record is from RefSeq and is a predicted model, not a curated record.
CAUACAUACUAAACCAUUAAAAACAUGGAUAUUCUCAUUUCAAACUGGUCCGGAGUUCAGUCGCUACCGGAAAGCUACAUUUUCCCGCCCGAACGGAGGCCAGGAAACCACAAAAUUCAACCAUCAAAAGACAUUCCUAUCAUUGAUCUUGAAAAAAUCAAAGGGCCGGAACGAGCUCAGACAAUUCAACAAGUUAUAAAAGCAUGCCAAGAUUUUGGGCUCUUUCAGGUGAUCAACCAUGGAGUUUCGAGGGAAUUAAUGGAUCAAACAAUGGCGUUGUUUAAACAGUUUUUCGCAUCGUCUGCGCAAUUCAAAGAAAGAUUUUAUUCAAAUGAUUUGAAUGCAAGUUGUAGGCUUUACACUAGCACGUUAAACUAUGAAAACGAAAAGGUUCAUUAUUGGAGAGAUAAUUUAACGCACCGUUGUCAUCCUCUAGAAGAGCAUAUUAACCACUGGCCCAAUGACCCUCCAUAUUAUCGAAAAGUUGUGGCGGAGUACUCGACGGAAGUGAGGAAGUUCUUACUGAAGAUACUGGAGUUAAUCUGCGAGGGAAUGGGACUUGAAUCAGGAUAUUUUGAAGGUGAAAUAAGCAAGAACCAGUUGGUAUCGGUGAACCAUCACAUUCCUUGCCCCGAUCCAAGUUUAACAAUGGGAAUGCAAGCGCACUGUGACCCGAAUCUUAUUAGCAUGCUUCAACAAGGUGAUGUUUGCGGACUACAAGCCCUUAAAGAUGGUCAAUGGGUUGGCGUUGAGCCUGUUCCCGACGCUUUUCUUGUCAUUCCCGGCCUCCAGUUACGGGUUAUAAGCAAUGGGAAGCUAGCAAGUGCCGUGCACCGAGUAGUGACCGAUUCAAAGGAGUCGCGGACCACCAUAGGGACGUUUCUGAUUCCUUCAAAUGACGUCUUGAUACAACCUGCAGAUUGUUUGCUUGGUUCAUCAGCCAUGUUGUACCGCGGUUACACUUACAAAGAGUUUUUCAGUACGUUCACUGGUAACAAUUGUGAGGCUGAAAUUGCUCUCGAGUGUUUUAAGCUGUGAGCACGCGCAAGCUUGUUGGAUCACGUUAAGGUUGUUUGUUGUAUAAUAUUAUGUGUGAAGUUUCAAGUGUUUAAUAUGUUGUAUAGGUGUGGAGUGUGUGCUAGCAAAUAUAUGUAUCGUAUAUGUAAUAAGGAUCAUGAUAUUGUAAAAUAAGCUUUCUGUGUUAAAUCACCAUAUUAAUGUAUCA